Molecule: messenger RNA, 744 nt
Organism: Brassica rapa (field mustard)
Lineage: Eukaryota; Viridiplantae; Streptophyta; Magnoliopsida; Brassicales; Brassicaceae
Product: probable E3 ubiquitin-protein ligase RHC2A
Biological process (GO): protein ubiquitination
Cellular component (GO): cytoplasm
Molecular function (GO): ubiquitin protein ligase activity
Source: RefSeq, a predicted model, not a curated record
AUGGCGAAACUCUUCGGUUUUCCAAUUAACGUCGAAGAAGACGGUGGACGUGGUGGUGGUAGCUCAACCAAUUCUCGAUCUGCUGCCCAACCCGACGGCGACGCCAUGAACUCAUCCGCCGGCUUCUCAGAGUCUGGACCGGCUCCCAUGGAUUCGGAAUCGGAUCUGCGUAGCUCCUUCAUCGAUUUCUUCGGCCGAGAGUCGCACGAGAUGCAACGUGUCUCGCGUGGUGUAGAUAUCUCCGGAGGAUUCGACGACGCCAUGGAGGAGGAUGUGGAGAUAGAAUUAACGCUCGGAAUCGGGGCCGGGUCGGUUACGGGGGAUAAGGAAACUGAUUCGGGUCGGGUCGAAGUUGAAUCUCUAGAGGAUUUUAUGAUGAACGUUUAUGAAGACAGUUCUAUUAUGGAUAUGACUGAGGAAGAGCUUCUAGAUAUUUUACCUGGACUUGGUGGUGAAUACCAUGGAGAUUACUUUGAUGAUAUUUUCGAGCCUCCUCCGGUCAUGGCUACUCGUGCUGCGUCGAAAAGGGUUGUGGAUGAGCUUCCUGUUGUGGAGAUCAACUCUGAGGAGUUGCGCAACGGGAAGAUUGCUUGCGCCAUCUGCAUGGGUGAUUUCGUGGUGAAGGAGAAAGUUACUAGGCUUCCUUGUUGGCAUUACUAUCAUGGAGAGUGUAUUGUACCUUGGUUAGAGAUGAAGAACACAUGCCCUGUUUGUCGGUUUGCGCUUCCUACUGAUGAUCUUUGA